Molecule: messenger RNA, 16066 nt
Organism: Rhopilema esculentum
Lineage: Eukaryota; Metazoa; Cnidaria; Scyphozoa; Rhizostomeae; Rhizostomatidae
Product: spectrin beta chain, non-erythrocytic 5
Molecular function (GO): protein binding
Source: RefSeq, a predicted model, not a curated record
UGGCGACACAGAAUAAGUUUAGUUGCUUGCGACACAGAAUGGAGCCCAGAACAGAAAAUGUCUUGUAUCAACCAUUAACAGGAGGUUUUACUGAAAAAUACAGAACUAUGACCCUCAUGCCCCCAUUGUACGCGACACUUUUGCCCCCUUUCGGUCGUUGUUCAGAAAUAUUAUGCUUCCAGCAUGCAUUUAUAUUAUGGCCCUAACAACUAUCUUGACAUAUCUGCAGCCUUUUUUAUGAAGUUUUAAACAGGACCGCUGAUGCGGAAUGAGAAGCAGUGGCCAGAAGUAUUAGGAUUGAGAGGCAAUUGGCACCAUCUGAAUUCGACAUAGCUCAGUAAAUUUACCUCAAAAAUCUGAGAUUUUCAUUUAAAAUAGAAGAAAAAUUUCAUUUAAAAAGAAAAAUUCACUGCAUUUGCUCCGUCGCUGGAAAGCCAAAUCUUCACUGUCGGCGAAGGGGAAAAUACUCCAGUAAAAGCAAAAUGAUUCGGCAAAAACAUAUUUCUACUUAACAAGAUGACAACAAGGCACUCCUAUUUUAUCGAGGUCCGAAUAUCUUCGUUCCUUCUCUAAUGAAAUGAAAGUCAUCUAUAGUUUUAAACUACCGUAUUUUCCUUUCCCCCCUUUCUUUUGCUUUACAGGCACGCUAGAGCCGGGAGGCUUGGGGGUCCGUAGCCCCCAAUUUUUGCUCCAAGAUGACAUCAAGGUUGUUGCAUCAAAAAUAACAGAGCAAACUGUGUUUUGCCAACUCGUCAAAGCCCCAAGUCCCUGCUUUAGUAAUAUUUUCUUAAUUAUAGGCAAUUUUGUUCUGUUACAGUUGAUAAAAAUAUUUCAAAAUUCAAUUUGUGCAAUGUUUAUACUUUUUAUGUACAACACAAAUGUACUAUUUAUCUACUACAAAAGGGCACUGGGUUCGAUAAAUCUUCUGGGCAACAUUUCAUCUACAAUCUUUCAUGUUUUUAUUACUUUUCAAUGUUAAAUGGUGGCUUUGGUUAAAUCAAAUAACAUAUACUGUAUUUUAUUGCGACCUUUAACGUAGAGGUUUGAAUUUGGAUUUGAUGUUCCUGUUUUGCGGGUCGGGUGCCCUGCGGUGGAGAUGAAGACACUUCUAAAGUACAAAGAGCGCCAAAUUGAAUGUUGUUGUUGUAUUGACAAAUUGAACAGGGAAUUGUUUGCUAAGAAGAGCACUUUUGCUUGGAAACGUAAAAUUAUCUGAUUUGUCCAAUGUAGAUUGCAAAGUUUAUGUCAAAUUAGUUAAGAUAUGUCAUCAAUGAGCCAAACUGUAUAAUUGCAAGAGAUAUAUAGCAAUGGAGUUUGCUGUUAUAUCUGGAAGUCAUGGAAACAUAGCCCUGAGUGUGUUUAGUUAGGCCAAGAGAUCAAGAGUCGGUACAACGGCUUUUGGCAUUCACUAUGGAGCAAGCAGAGCAACCAACAUUUGAAACUGAGCGCAUUCAAGAGCUCAAAAACGAGAGAAUCUAUUUACAGAAGAAAAUUUUCACGAAAUGGAUGAAUACAUUUUUACAGGAUGACUUAAAAGUUGAUGACUUGUUUCAAGAUCUCAGUGAUGGGAGAGUCCUCAUUCGAUUGCUAGAAUCAAUUUCUGGUGAAAGAGUUGGCAGGAUAGCAAGAGGAAAACAAAGAAUUCACAAGCUUGAAAAUGUGUCAAAGUCUUUAAUGUUCCUCCAGAAAUCUGUAAAAUUAGAGAGUAUAGGGCCUGAGGAUAUUGUUGAUGGGAAGCAAGAUCUAAUUCUUGGUCUCAUAUGGAUGAUUAUUCUAAGAUUCCAGAUAUCAAAAGUUGAAAAUGAGAGUGGAUCUCAAGAUGCAAAAUCUGCUAAGGAAGCACUUCUUCUCUGGUGCCAGAGGAAAACAAAAGGGUAUACUGGAGUUGAUAUAAAAAAUUUUACAUCGAGCUGGAGGAAUGGUCUUGCUUUCAAUGCCCUCAUUCAUAAGCAUAGGCCUGAUCUACUGAACUUUUCAAAGCUCCAACCACAACAACACAGAUCAAAUUUAGGCACAGCGUUUGAUAUUGCCGAACAAAAGCUUGGUGUGGCAAAAAUCCUUGAUCCUGAAGAUCUAGAUAAUCCCAGGCUGGAUGAAAAAUCAGUGAUGACCUACGUGUCAAUGUUAUACCAAUGUUUUGCAAAAAUGAAACACGAGGAAACUGGUGGGAAAAGAGUUGCCAAGAUCCUCGAUGUUAUCAUAGACAUUGACAAUAUGAAAAAGAAAUACACGAAUUUGGUUCAAGAGCUUCUUGACUGGAUAGCAAUGACAAUAAAGUCUUUGGACGGGAAUGUCCCCAAAACAAAUUCUCUACUGCAGAAAAGCAUGAACGAAUUCAAGGCUCUUCGCUCUGUCGAGAAACCCCAAAAAUACAAGGAGAGAGCAAACAUCGAAGAGCUGUUCUUUGUAAUCCAAACAAAAAGCAAUGCAUACAGACUGCGACCAUACUGUCCUCCAGAUGGUAAAGGUUUAAAGGACAUCAAUAUAGCAUGGCAGCAACUCGAAAAAGGGGAACACCAAAGGGAAAUAAGGUUACGCGAAGAACUUGCGAGGCAGGAGAGACUGUCACAAUUGGUCGAAAGAUUUGAAAAAAAGGCUAGGCUGAGAGAAUCGUGGCUGGAUGACAUGUUAGCUGUGAUUGAAACGGAAGAGAAAUCGAAGUCUUUGCAAGUCUCUGAUGCAAGCGUGAGUCUUAAAAGACACGAAGCAUUGGAAAUUGACGUCAAGGCUAGGGAAAUAAAGAUAAAAUCAGUCAAUGAUAUCUGCGCAAAGUUGUCCAGAGAGAUGUACGAGGGAUUUCAUGAUAUCCAAGGAAGGCAAGACCAGGUUUCCAAGAAAUGGAAGCACUUGUUAGAUCGAUUGCAAAAGCGAAGGGUGUUCUUGGUUACCUUGUGCGAGGUUACGCCCAUUGUUUCUGAAAUUGAGAAACUAUGCUCACAGCUAAAAGAAGCUGAGAUUAAUAUGUCAACUGAAGAGACUCGAAAGGACCAUAAUACAUCGGAUGACCAGUUGCAGAAGCACAAGCUCCUCGAAAGCCAGCUGAAUGCACACGGAGGACAAAUACAACUGAUUACGUCAUCUUGCAAUGAGCUUAUUCAAAAGAAGCAUCCACAUUCAACUUUGCUUCAAGAGAAGUUGCAGCUACUAACAAAGAACUUUGAGGAUGUUGUGCAAUCUUCAAAUUUUCGAAGAAAAAGGCUUGAGGAGUACCGGGAUUUUAAUCUUUUCAAAGAAACUGUGAAGAAAGAAAAUGCUUUUAUCCAAGAAAAAGCCCAGUUAGCUGCCUCGAGAGAAGUAGGCAAAGACCUGGUUUCUCUUACACGAUUGCAAACAAAGUUACAGGGACUAGAAGCUGAAAUAGAUGCCUGUGAGACGAGGUGCGAUGCCGUUUGCCAAGUUGGUUUUAAGAUGAUAUCUGCAAAGAACUCUUCCUCAGACGACAUACAAUCCAUUAUCGAUGGACUGCAAGCAAAUGUUGAAAAUUUGAAAUCGCUGGCGUGGAUAAGAGCGGAGAGAUUGGUGGAAGCCUCGCAAUCUUUUCAGUAUUAUUCGGAUGCUAACGAGGUAGAAUCUUGGAUUGAUGAGCGAAUGCAGUUGCUGGCAAGCGAGGAUUUUGGAAAGGAUAAAGAAACAGCGAAAUCUCUUAUGCAACGCCACAAACAAAUUACAGAAGAAAUAAUCGCAUUUAAUGAAGACAUGGUUAUGCUUCAAGAUGAAUGCAAACAGAUUGAAGAGACAGAUAACAAGACGGAUCAAAACAUUAAAGAGGCUUCACCUAAGCAGAUCCUGUACGAUGAAAUCGAAGUGGAGACUGAAACAGAGGAUGAAGAGCCUGUUGAAAAAGAGGUUGAGCAAAAAGUCAUGAAGGAAUUCCAAAUCCCACAAGUUGUUGCGAAAUAUGCCUACACUGGAGAAGGCCUAUCUAUGAAGAAAGGAGAGAUAUUCUACCUGGCUGCAAAGACAAACAAUGAUUGGUGGAGCGUCAGGCGCGUCAAUAGCAAGGAGAGUGGCUAUAUCCCAGCCGCCUAUGUCGAAGAGAUUGGACCAAAAUUAUUUAGAAAGCCAGUUGUUGAAAAGGUUAAAAUUGUGGAAAACGUUAGGGUUAAGAAAAAGAAGAUGAAACGAGUCAAAGUUGAGAGAAAAACUAAAGAAAAAUUUACCGAUAAAAGAGCCAAAAGAACAUCAUCAAUACUACGGAGAUCGAACAAAAAGAGAGAAAGAAAACCACGUUUCACUCAACAUUUUGACCGGGAGAAUGUUACAACUCGACACCUCGCAAUCGUAAUAGCGUACUCAAAACUUAAGUCAGCUGCUGAGGAGCGAGAUAUUAAGUUACGUGAAGCCCUCGCCUAUUUUGAAUUUCGCUCUAUUCACGGUCAGGUUAUGACCUGGAUUGAAGAUCAAAUUCGUUACUUGGAGAGAUGGACUUCAUUUGGUGAAAACAUCGACUUUGAUACAAUUAAAAAGCUACUGGAGAGAACAAACUGGGAAAUAUCUGCCAAUGAAAAAUUGUACAAAAACGUAGAACAAAAGGGCAGAGAAAUUCUUGAAAAAGAAAGCUUAGAUUACAGAGGCGAUGUCGAGAACAGUCUCUGCACAAUGUUUGAAAGGUACAAAGAAUUAAACAGAAUAAAGACAUAUCGAGAAGAAGAUCUUUUAAAGAGCCACGGAGUUGAAAUGUUUUCAAAGUUGUGUGAUGAAGUAAAAAGCUGGAUCGUCGAAAAAUCUAAUCAACUGACGGACACACCAGUGGGAAACAAUCAGGAAACGAUCCGCACACUGCAAAGAAAGCACCAGAAUUUCGAGCAAGAGAUGUUUGCUAUAAGCGAUAAAAUCAAACAGUUGAAGGCUGAUUCCACCAGUCUGUACAACAUGCAGCCUACAGCUUUGAAGGAGGUCAGGUCAAAGGAAAAAGAUGUCUAUGAAUGUUGGGAAUUGCUUAAGGCAAAAGCUGCUGCUCGUAAAAAUAUGCUACAAGAGGCCUAUGGGUACCAAGGCUUCCUUGCUGACUAUAGAGAGAUGGUUGUUUGGUCAAAAGAUGCAAGCAACCGAUUCUCUCAGAGGGAUCUUCCCAAAGAUUUGUCUGUUGUCGAAGAUCUUCUUAGAGCCCAUAAUGAAGCUCUCAUGGAAACGGAAGGAAAUGUACAAAGGAUCACAGAUUUGAUCAAAAGUGGGCAAGCCCUCAUCUCCAAAAGCGCCACUUCUGAAGAUGUUCAUGGUCUCAUAGAAGAGCUGUUGGUGCAUCAAAAGAAUGUCCCAGAGCUUUGGCAAGCAAGAGAACGUCAGCUUUCUGGCUGCAAAUAUGCAUUGAUGUUUCACAGCGAUGCAGACUCAUUCAUUUCAAAAACAAUCGUCAUUCAAAAAUUGUUGUCCACUGAUGACACUGGGGCCUCAAUGGAAAACGUUACUACAUUGCUUAAGCAGGUUGAAGAAAUAUCGCAAAAAGUAUCGCAGUUGGAAGAAAAGUUGAAGAAGCUAGUAAUUAACGCGGAUGAAAUGAUAGAAACAGGCCAUUUUGAUUCGUCUUUAAUCGCAGCAAAGAAAGAAGAAGCAUUGAGUAGUCUUCAAAAGACACUUAAGUUGUUGAGGGAAAGAAGGAAGAUCUUAGAGCAAUCUCAAGACUUCCAACAAUUCAGAGGGGAUGUUGAAGAAUUUCUUUCAUGGACGGAUGAUAAGCUGGCUUUGGCAAAUGACGAAUCUUACAAAGAUUUGUCUAGUCUUCAAAGCAAGGUUUUAAAACACCAGGCUCUUCAGGCAGAAAUUAUUUCAAAUGCUGUUUCAAAGAAGCGUCUCGAGCAGACUGGCGAGGACAUGAUAGCAGAAAACCAUGUCUCUUCAGAAGAGAUAAAAGAUCUACUGCAAAACCUAGACGAUAACUGGGAUCAGCUUGAUAGAAGCUCACGCGUCAAGCAACAACAUUUAGAGCAAGCAACUACAGCAAGGGCCUUUUCAAGCGCCAUUGACGAUUUCAACAUCUGGUGUGAUCAAAUCAAAGUGCUACUUUCUUCUCAAGAUUUUGGGGAUGAUUUAGCAACUGUUAGAUUUUUGCGGAACAAGCAGCUGUUAUACGAAAAGGACAUCAAGCAACACCAACAAGAUCUGUGUGAACUGGAAAGGCAAGCAGAGAAAAUGCAUGAAAAUGGAAAUUUUCGAUCAAAGGAUGUUUUGAGUCAACUUGAUGCCAUUAAAAAACGAAUGGUUGAAAUUAUCGAUGCCUCUAAAUCAAGAAGCUUGUCACUGGACGAUGCAUACGUAUUGCAGCAAUUCUUAUUUGAAGUGGAUGUGCAGCUUUCGUGGAUCAAUGAUCAUUUGGUGCAGAUCGAAAACUCAGAAUACGGAACUGAUCUCACCGCAACUCAGAGACUUUUAAACAGACAUGAGGCGAUGGAAAACGAGCUGAAAAGUCAUUCUGCCAUCAUUGCGAAGCUAGCUGAAAAAGGAAAUGAGUUGGUAAAAAGUCGGCAAAGCUGCAAGGAGAUUGCCCAGAGAGCCUGUCAAAACCUGGAACAUAGUUUACGGAAAUUGCAGAAGGCAUCUGGUAACAGACAAAGGCGAAUUCUUGAAGACAGAGAUGCAUUCCAGUUUCUGCUCGAUGCAAACGAAAUCGAAAACUGGCUGGAGGAGAAGAAAGUUAAUAUAUCUGGUUUGCAACAGGGAAAAGACUUAGACGCUGCCGAGCGUCAGCUAAGGAAAGCCAACAACCUUAUUGAUGAAUUUAGAAGAAACAAGAAAAACAUAGAAACUUUUCUCGAGAGGGCAACAACAUUUGAUCUUCAAGAUAACCCUAAAAGGGAUCUUGUUAUUGCGAAAUGUCAAAAAAUCGAAAAGGAUGAAAGAGCAUUGUUUGCACUCCUGCAGAAAAAUCAGGCAAAAUUGGAGAAUCUCCAUAAAGUAUACCAAUUUUUCUACGAUGCUGGAAAUGUGAGGGGAUGGCUUUCUGAGAAGCUAAAAGUUGCUGGAGCUGAGGGUUAUGGCAAAGAUUUUGAGCAUUGGCAGGUACUCACCCAGAAGUUUGAUGAUUUUAAAGUCAGCGUUGCUGCUGGUAAAUUUGCAUACGAGUCUGUGAUAAAGCUGGCGGAUGACGUCAUUGCUGCCAAAGGACCCCAUGCUCUAAAUGUAUCGAAUGCCAAAGGCAAGCUAAGUGCAAUGUGGUCUAAGUUGAUGGAAAAGGUGAAGCAGAAAAAUGCCCGGCUUGUGAAGGCUGGAGGGCUCCAUAAAUUCAAUAUGCAAGUCAGUGAUAUUCUGAGUAACCUGAAGGAAAAGGAAAGUACAAUAUCGGUCAUAGAUCUAGGAGAAGAUGUUGCCAGCAGUGAGUCAAAGGUUAGGGCACAUGACACGGCUCUUAUAGCAAUUGAGGCUGUUGGCAAACAAAUCGAGGAGGUUGAGCUUUCUGGAAACGAACUCACGAGGAAUUAUCCAGGCAAAACAGCUGAACAAAUUCAGAUGCACCAAGCCUAUAUAAAAAAGGUGUGGUCAGAUGUUCUUCGUAAAGCUAACAACAAUAAAGGCAAGCUUCACGGAAGCGUCGACUAUCACAGACUCAAUUCGGAGAUUACCAGGUUGCUGUUGUGGUGUCAAGAAGCAGUGGAGAUUUUGAAUGCAAAGGAGUCAUUAGAAACAGUUGAUGAGGUCGAAGAGGCGAUGGAUAGAAUGGACGAUUUAAAGCUAGAAAUUGAUGGCAAAGAAGAGAAAUUUGCAUUUGUCAUUCAAGCUGGGGAGCAAAUGGUGGAGGAAGGACAUUAUGCUACUGAGGAGAUUCAAGAAAAGCUAGAAGAACUACUCACAAGCCACGAGCAAGUGCAUGAUUUAUGGCUGAAAUGCAGACAGCACCUUACUGAGCAGUAUGAUUAUACGAUGUUUUGUCGAGAAGUAACCAGAAUUAAUGGUGUCAUCAACUCCUACAAGAAUUUUCUAAACACAAUUUCAGAUGGACAUACUGGGGCGGGAGCUGAGAUAGAAUCUUUACUAAAGCGUGUUCAGAAAUUGAAGAAUAUGGUGGAUUCCCAUACUGCAAAGAUUACAACUGCACUGGAGCUUGGGGAGCAACUCUUGUCUGACAGGCAUUUUGCCUCAGAUAAAGUGAAAUAUUUGGCUGAAGAUUUGAUGUCCAAUAGAGAUCAGUUUUAUGAAGAGUUAGUGGGCAAGGAAAAGUUUCUAAAAGAUGCCCUAGACCUGGCAAAAUUUCGCCAAGAAAAUCACGAGAUUACUAGCUGGAUUGUUGAGAAAUUAUCUGAUAUAAGGAACCGGAAAGUUGAUGCUUUAAACCUUGGCUUGUAUUCCACCAUCCAUAAAAGUGAUUUGGUUGAACUGAAGUCUCACAACGUCGCAAAGGAGACCCUUCGCAAUAAAGGAGAAGAAAUGGUUGCUUCAGAGCAUUUUUCUUCUGGUGAAGUGGAAGAUUGCCUUUUAGAUCUAUACAGGCAAUUCGAAUUGCUAGAGAAAGAAAUAUAUGAGAUGGGAAAAACAUUGGAGGAUACGAAAUACCUGACAGCUCUGAAGGGAGAUGUUGAUUUUGCAGAAGCACACAUUAUUGAAAAGGAAAGAAAUCUUGCAACAGAUGAAACUGGUGAUGACUACGAUAAAUGUCAAAUCUUGCAAAGACAACUUGAAAACACAACAAAAGAUAUGAAAGCAGAUGAAGGCAGAAUGCAUUCUAUAAACGAGAAGGCCAAGGCAUUAGCGAAAUGUAAACCUUCGGAACUUUGUGAGGAGAUAUCCAUGCAUUUCCGGAUGUUGAACAGUCGAUGGGAAAAUCUAAGGCAGCUGGCUGCCUCGAGAAAAAAUAUGCUCGAUAAAGCUGCUAGGUUUCUUUUGUUCAAGAAAAAUGCUGAAGAAGUUGAAGUCAGAAUGAAUGAAAAGAUAUCUAAGUUGACAAAUUGCUCGAUUGCCGCUGAUCUCAAUGGUGUGCAAAUGCAAAUGCGAAGACAUAUGCAACUUGAAAGUGAUUUAGAGGCCAUUGAGCUCAGUCUUGAAACCCUUGAUUCUGAUGCACGUGACAUUGCAAAGGAAUCCCCAGAAAGCAUGGCUGAAAUCCAAGACAUACAAACAGGCAUUAUUGAAGUUUGGGAAAAUUUGAUCGAACUGAAUGAAAACAGACAAGCAAAUUUACAAGCUGCUGAGCAUCUCUAUCGUUUCCAAACUGACGUAUCUUCGCUCAGUUCAUGGAUGAAAAAGGCCCAUGAGCGGUUGUCAAACAUAUCCCAGUCGAGAAAUGUCAAAGAAACGAAAGGAAUGCUAGACAUGCAUAAGCAGAUUGUAUCUGCUUUGGCCGUUAGGGAGGAGGUGUUCGCUCGAGUUAAGAAAUAUGGCCAAACUCUAGCCGAGGAUGGUAGCCUGGAACCCAGUGACGUGUUUCCAAAGUUGAAACUGCUUGAUGAAGAGAAGGCUCAGCUCCAGCAACUGCUGCAAAAUAAGAAAGUCCAGUUGAAAGAGUCCUUCGAUCUACAGAGGUUUGGUUCUGAACUUGAUCAAAUAGAAAGCUGGCUUGACCGAAGGAAAGAAGCCCUUGACAAUGAAAAUCUUGGUACAGAUCUUGAGGACGUCGAGCGGUUACUGAUACAGCAUGACAAUAUGAAGGGUAUGAUUGGUAAAUUCCAAGAAACAAUUGAUAGUCUGGGAUCAUUCGCAGAUGAAAUGGGGAGAACUGACAGUCAACAGAGCGUAAAAAUGAACCAAAGAUACCAGCAUCUCAGUUCACGAGUCAGCGAUGUCAAGCAGCAUAUUGAUAAUAAAUUGCUCAAGCUAAAAGAUUCUCUGCUUUACUUUAAAUUUCUUGGCAAAACAAAUGAGAUCAUAUUGUGGGCCGAAAAUAAGUUGCAGUAUGCAAAAGACAGUAGUGAAGACAUCUCGGAGAGUCUUCAGAGCACAAAGAAAGUGUUUGAUGGGGUCCUUGCCGAGAUGACGGCCAACAGAAGAAAGAAAGACGAUACAAUAGCCGAGGCCAAUACGCUGGUUAACAGGGUCAUAAGAGUACAAGAUGUCCAGAGUAUCAUGAGUAAUCUUUCUGAUAUAUGGAAUGAAUUAGAGAAGCACUUGGCGAAAAAAGGCAGGUCGCUUGGAGAACGAAUAGCCCUUGAGAAAGUAGAGACGGCACUUCGAGAAGUAAUCGAAUGGUUGGAAAGGAGCGAAACAGCAUUGCAGACUGGAGAUUUGGGGACAAAUCUAGAAUCAUCCACCGUCCUUCAAGCAAAGCAUGGAGAAAUGGAGAAUGAAAUUCUGAAUAAAGAAAAACAAUUGCAGGAAUUGGACCAAAUGAUUGAUAAUAAUAUAGCAAUCAACAAAUCUUUGAGUGAAGGAUUGCGAGGUGAAUACGAUGAUAUAUGUGACAGGUUUGCGGAGUUGCACAACCUUUCAGAGCAAAGAAAGCAAGAUUUAAUCUACUCGGUAGAAUUUCAUUCUUUAAGUCAAGAAGCUGAAGAUGAAAUGUCAUGGAUCAGAGAGAAGGCUGUCCAUCUUGAGUCUCCAAAUUUAGGGGCUGAUUUAACAGACGCCAAACACAUAUUCAAGAAGCACCAGAUGCUAGAAUCUGAAAUUGCAAGUCAUGAGAACAUAGUCUCGAGGCUUCUAAAGAAAUUGGAACAUGUGGUAGCGGAGACAAUUUUUGAGGAAGAGCUCGAAAACGUUGCAAAGGAACUUAGGCAAGAGUGGAUGAAGCUCAAAACACUUGCUCAAGACAAAAACAAGAAAAUUCGUGAAAAUAUUCAUUUUCUAAAGUACAACGCUGAUGUAAAACAGGCUGUCUCCUGGCUAAAGGACCAUUUGCCUGCCCUGAAAAGCAACGAUCUUGGUAAAGACGAAUCCUCUACAACAGCAAUGUUAAGGAAAAUUUCGGUACAGGAGAACAACAUUGAGGCUUUUAGUAAGACAAUCGAGCAGCUGGAAAGUCGCUUGCAUGUUAUGAUGGAAAGCGAGUGGUCUUCUGCUGAUCAAAGAGAAAAGGCUAUAAAGCUUCAGGAAAACCUUAACGCUGAAUACAAAGCAGUAUCAGACCUUUGUGUAUCGCGCAAAACCAGAUUGAAAGAAAGCAUUCAGCUUCAUCGCUUCAAUCGAGUUGUGGGCAUGAUCAAUGCUUGGAUCAACGAAAAGUCUCCCAUCGCAAGUUCCAGCGAUUUUGGUGAAACUCUCAAGCAAACUCUCGUGUUGCUGAAGUCUUUUGAAGAUUUUAUGUCAGAAAUGAAGGGAUAUGAAUUGGAAGUCGCAAAAAUCCAGGACAUGGUUGGCCAUGAUGACUUCAACAGGCAUAGUGACAUAGAUAUCAUUAAAAGCAAGGCCGAACUAGUCAGGACCAAUUUCAUGAACUUGCAAGCUCGUUCUCUCAAUCGGCUAAAGAGACUAAAUAAUACCAAGAAAGUUCACGAAUUCUCGGCAAUGGCCCAGGAAACACUUCAAUGGAUAAACCGGAAAGAAAAUGACAUAAUCAACGUUAAUUGGAGUAGCGGCUUGCUAGCUUUGGCUGAUCUUAGGAAAAAACACGACAGCUUCAUGCUGGAUCUGCAUGCCUUGAAUUCAAAAGUCUCUGAGCUAAAUGAUAGCUAUGCUUCAUUGAAUCUUGAAAUGCCAGACGAAGCAAUUGAUGCUGGCAAAGAGCUGAGUGCAAUUGAAGGCAAAAUGCAGAAUCUUCUGAAGAAAGUUCAGUUAACGUCCGACAAGCUAAGCAAAGCUGAAGAAUUAAAGACCUUUUUACAAGCUUCUGAAGACUUAAGAGUUUGGAUCGGAGACAGGAUGGCUGCAAUUGAAAGCAAUGUAAGAAGUUUGGUGUCAAAAGCAAUGGAUCACGAUGAUGCAUACGUCGCGUACAGGGACCAUUUAACUGAAAGGGAUGCACGACAAUCUAGGUUUGAUAGCCUAAUGAAAGAUGGAAUGAGGAUUAUUGAUACCGUGUUUGAAAUACAGGAGAUUGUGGAGAGUGAGAUUGGGAAACUGCGACAAGAUUGGCAGAAUCUGAAUCUUGAGCUUAAGAGUUUUCAUGAGGAUUUAAAGCACACUGAGCACUCAGAGUCGUUGAAAAACGAUCUAGUUAAUCUAGACAAAUGGAUUGCUGUGACUAGUGAAGGCUUUGAAGAUAUAGAAGGAACUUCCUUGGAUGAUGUUGAGGAACUUCUUCGGAAUCAAGAUGAAUUAGAGAAGUCGAUUGCUGUAAAGGAAGAGCGGUUCCAAAGUACCCUUGGCAAGCUGUCGAAGUAUACGGAGAAAUUUGGAGCCAAAUACGCAAAGAGACAUAGUUUAGACAAAGAGACUCCUAAGUCCAGUUCUGAUCGAGAAAAUGCUAGCAACAAAGAGGAAAGGGAAAAUAGGGAUUUUUCUAGUAAGCACCGCAAAGAAAUUUCAGUGAGCGAUAAGAUUAAAGAAGAAGCAGAUGAUAAAGUAUUUGGAUUUGCUAAAGAAACAAUACAACCUAAACCCGCGAGUAUCGCUACUUAUGCGGAGGUGAGUGCUGAUGAAGCAAGCCAGGGUCCUGCAAAUAAGAGCAGGGGAUUGGAAAAGAGUGACGUCAAAGUCAAAGCUCAAUACAUAGGUAACGCCGCGGAAGAAAAGACGCCAAAACAAGAUGAAGAAACCGGCUUGCUGAGCUUUAAAGAGAACCAAAACACUGAACAUGCUUCUCUUGCGAAUAAUGACUUUAAUCAAAAAUGGGCUGAAGGCAGUUUGAAUAUCAAUGAAGAACAUUUAGGUUCCAGGAAAUCGAAAGAUGAAAAUGAAACGAGCAAGCAGCUUGAAAAUAUGUUCACUGAUCCCAUUCGGAAAGAAUCACAUUCACAGGGCACAAAGACGUCUGCAAGUUCGCAUGAGAACCAACGUUCCAGUGAUAGAGAUCCCAUGGAGGAGAUUAUUACUCCUAUUGAGAUGAAACCGGCAGAAAAUGCUCCUUCCCUUGCUGAAUCAAUUUUGCAGUAUGACGAUUCAAUCAAGGAAACUGACUUAAUAAAAAUUGUGGAUAAUCGAAGGAUCAAUGACAGUCUUUUUGAAUUGGAUAUGAGUAAACAAGUCGAUGAAAAUAUGAAUCAAAACGUCAGUCCAGAAGCUAUCGAAAGCUCCUCCAAUUUCGUAACCGAAUUCAGUGACGAUGAAGAAAAGAUUGAGUUUGUUUUUGAGCAACCAGCUGAAAGCGGCAAUGAAAACUUGUUUUCCUUACUGGCUGAAAUGGAUUACGAUGACGAAGCUUCAGACGGUGGUAGCGAGACACAUUAUGACUUUGUAGAUGACAGUCAAGAUCGCAACAACGAUCUUUUUCAAAAGGAAAUUGAAGAUUUUGCAAAAGAAUUUGCGACCGAAAAGGAUCACAAAGAUUAUGUGAAGCAAGAGGAAGUUAUAAUGGAAAAUCCCACAGAUGGUGUAUUACUCGUCCAAAAUGAAAGUCCAGUUCCAGAUAGAAAGGUUACAGAUAGGUACGAUGAACAGUCUUCUGUUUUACAUGGGAGCAUAGACCCACCGCUCGCAAGUGACCCUUUCGAGUUUGAGAAUGAAAAUGAAUUGUCAACAGCACCAUUCCCAGUUGAUUCAGAGAAUGAACCGACUUCGGAAAGAAUGUUUUUCCCCAACUCUGAUGUGAAUGAGAACCUGAGCAGGUCUGAUGGCCCCCGGUCAAGUGAUUUGAAAGUACCUCGUGUUUUGGAUACCAAAUUAGCCGAAAAGAGCGUACAGUCGAAAUCAGUGAUGGAGGGUUACAAAGUGGGAGCGUCUGAAAAGCAACAUCCAAAAGAUAACGUAAAGACACCCUCUGUUCCAGUCAUAGUGGUCAGUCGUGCUAGCAGAUCAGAGGAUGGACUAACGGGCAGCAGAAAUGAAGGAAAGCUCAAAACCAAUGUAUUUGAUUUUGCAGGUCAUUUAGAAUUUAAGGAAAAAGAAGCAUCAAAGGCUAUGCGAUUAUCAAUGAGGAAAUGGAGAGAAUUUUAUGUUGUUAUAUCUGAGAAUACUUUGAUACUUUAUCAAUCAGAAGCUGUUUUCAAGCAAAGAAAUAACCCUUUAAAAAGUCAUGUCCUUGAAGAUGUUUUGAUAUCUGUAGAACCGACUGCUCCAACGAACGACGAUUUGUUACGGCUUCAGUUUGCAGAUAAAACGAACUAUCUAGUUAGAUCAGCUGACAAAGAAGUUCUGGAUGACUUUUUAAUGGCUGUAACGGAAUGCACUCAAAUGAACAGCAAAGAAGAUACAGUAAGUCUACCUCCCGCACCCCCACCCCCACAGUUACCUAUAGAUGCCGCGGAAAUCAGGAAAGUGACGUCACAGCCACCACAGUUACCCAAGGAUGUCGCGGAAUUCAAUGAAAUGGCGUCGCAGCCAGUUCUACAAGCUUAUCAUGAGCAGAAAACUAGCAGAUCAAAUAUUGAAAGGGCAGCCUCUGGUCCUACAGGGCUUGGAAAUACCAAGACAGAUGUUCAAGAGCACUUCACUGUAGAUGCUCAGGCCAAGAAAACUCAGCAAGACUACCCGAGCAAUCACAAUGGCAGUGCAAAUUUCCAGAGCCGGGAACCCGAAUUACAAAUUUUCGAACAGAUCGUUGUUCCUGAUCCAGUAUUAAGCUCCGAUGAGUCCGACGAGUUUGAUGACGUAAUUCCACCACCCGCACCAGUUCUUUCUAUACCAAGUACGGCUCGACCUGAUUCACGAAAAAUGUCUCUUGGAAUUCUAGAAAUUGUUGGAAGAAGUACUGCUUUCUCGGACAAUAGUUCUGACGACGAAGAUGACAGAGAGUCAAGAGAGUCGAGUACAUUCGACCCCGACUUGCUUGACAAAAAAGACGUCGUCAAGGAAGAGAGGCCCCCGAGAAAGAUCAGCAACAUGAACAAAUGGUUUUCCAGAGCAGAGGAGUCAUUUGCAGACGAGACAACCCCUAUCACCCCUUUUGGCGAGGAUACGGAUCCUAUUGAAUUUGAGAACGAAUUUACAACUGGAGAUCUCAGUGAGGCACUUGGAUAUAGGCCCAAAAUUGAUGAUUCGGAUAGAAAAGAAGAGAACGGUCACAAACAAACUCCAAGUAACGAACGCCCAGAUACAUUAAAUUUGCCAUCAGCACAGUCCAGUCACCAGAAAGGAACCUUUGAUAAAUCACCUUCAUCUCCAGGCAAAGAACUCAAAAAGAAAGGUUUUCUUGGUGGAAUUUUCAAGAAGAGAAAGUGACAUGUUUUUUAAAUGUACAAUACAUUAAGGACAUUUGUCCAUAAGGAAGGGUGCAACCGGGGUAUUUUAUAGGGGGUUUUAAACGUCCUCUCGAGGUCCUAAUAACGGGUCUGGCAAGUGUACUCAACUUGUUUCCAUUUUUUUACAGAAUACGAACCAAAUGCAUUUAAUAUUUAGGAAUAACAAUUUUCUGAUGUUUUGAAGGAAUGAUAAUGAAUGUUUGCAGGGCAAUCAAUUUUCUCUAUCAAGAUUGCAUAUUGCAUCUUUUAGUGGCGCGUUCGAAAAAGAUGUGUUUUACAAUCAAACUUCAUCACAGAGAUCUUGAUACCUCGUUUCCUUGCAAUGCAUUCCUUUUAAUGUCCUCCAUCAUCCAGGCUUUCUGAUCUGGGCUGCAUCGCCGUUGAGAGUGAGUUGCAGAAACAUGGUCAGACAAUAAAAGUACUAGUUUCGUGAAGUCAAUAUCAAUAUUUAGUUUAGGUUUGAAAAGUUUUAGAAGCUAGAGAGUUGCAACAAUGCAUUUAAGAGGUAAGAAAAAACUGUUCAGGGAAUGGGUCAGAAAAAGUAAGACAAAGGAAUGGGUCAAUAGUUGUUUCAUGAUUUUAAGUUUACUUCCCGUUUUAAGUUGCAGAACUAAUUUUUGGUUCGUUUUGGUUUUUUUAAAGCCCCCUUAGAUAAAGAACCAAAAUUAAUGAAAUGAGCUGAACCUGGAGAAUGUUUUCAAACAAAUGGGAGAAAUUUUGGGUUGUUCAAUCUGUAUGUACUUAUUUUUUCUUAUUUCUGGUUCAUUUUUCCAAAACACCGCAAGCACUUUUAUACAGCACUCAAAUGAUUUUUAGAUUAAAAAUUUGUUUUUUAGAAAGUAGUAGACUUUGCAUAGCCUGAUUCAUAUUUGAUGUAAAUAUUUUAUCAAAAUAAGAUGUAAUUUAUAAUAAUUCUAUUUUAUAGUACA